This is a messenger RNA of Pieris macdunnoughi, 378 nucleotides long. The record is from the annotation of a GenBank genome assembly. NCBI's taxonomy places the organism in Eukaryota, Metazoa, Arthropoda, Insecta, Lepidoptera, Pieridae.
AUGGUAAUUACUGCGGUUGAAAGUAUCGAUUGCACCGAUAUUGGGUCGCUGAUUAAACGCAGCAGGUCCAGCAGCUUGAGCACACCUGGCAAGCAACUCGUGAGGAAGCGCACCUCGUCUGGAAUCUUCCAGGUUGAGGAAACAGAGCCUCCCCCAAAGAGGCCAGAAAUUCCCCAAAUGGAACCCGAGAAGGAAAAAACGCGGGAAAUUCAGACCAACGGUCGCCGGAAAGUAUCCGAAGAGAAAAAGAAAGAGAAGCCCGCAAGUUUGAAAAAGAAAGAUAUAGAAAGAAGAAAAGAGAUUGUGUUAGAUAAGUUUGACAGUAAAAGUACGACACAGUGUGUAGCGGCUUUUAAAGAAAGUGAUUGUUGGGAUUAA